AUCGAAUCAUCUCCCCCUCCACAAUGGCACCAUUCGGAACUAUCUUCUCAUACCCCAACAACCCCCGUGUGUUGAAGGUAAGCCAGCAGCCCAACACAGCACCUACCUCCUGCACAAGCUUUGAGAUCGGCCCCUCCACAAGUACUGAUGUACAUUCGUUCCUGGCUAAUAUCAUCCUCAAUGUGAUAGGUCCAAGCCGCCGGCAGCCUCAAUGGCCUCGAAGUAGUCUACGCACCCGAUUUCACCAUGGGCAAGACCAACAAGGAAUCCGAAUUCCUCGCCAAGUUCCCACUGGGCAAGGUCCCCGCGUUCGAAAGUGCCGAUGGCCUCAAACUCUGGGGCUCGGAUGCCAUCGCUCAGUAUGUCGCUGAGAGUGGCCCUGCCGCUACCCAGCUUCUCGGAGCUGAUACCGCCCAGCGGGCUGUCAUUAGACAAUGGGUGGACUUUGCUGAGGGCGAGAUCAUGGCUUCCCUCGUUCCGCUGCUGCUAUGGCGUGUCAAGUUGACCCAAUACAAUGAGACUAUCGAGAGAAUCUCGCUCCAGAACGUGGAGCGCUGCUUGGCCACCCUUGAGCAGCAUCUCAAGGGCCGUACCUGGAUUGCUACCGAGGACAAGCUGAGCUUGGCCGAUAUCAGUGUGAUCUCGGCUGUCUACUGGGGCUUCAGCAGAAUUAUCGACGCUGAAAUGCGUGAGAAAUACCCUACUUUCGUGGCCUGGUAUAACAAGGCCACCGAGGCUGAAGAGAUCAAGCACAUCUAUGCCGAAAAGUCAUUUAUCGAGAAGCGUGAGGCCUAUCAGGGUUAAAUUUGCGCUUUACACAUGUGUAAAUAGCGUUAUAGUAAAUUAGAACAUAUCAUGAGACAUGAAUGAAUGCAGUGCAUCCCCUGUUGCAGGCUACACAUCCGUUUAUCCUACGACAAUACCUG
Messenger RNA from Aspergillus wentii DTO 134E9, 926 nucleotides. RefSeq names its product glutathione S-transferase family protein. Bases 247 to 804 code for a protein of 185 amino acids. Gene Ontology annotation, cellular component: nucleus; cytoplasm. The record is from RefSeq and is a predicted model, not a curated record. NCBI's taxonomy places the organism in Eukaryota, Fungi, Ascomycota, Eurotiomycetes, Eurotiales, Aspergillaceae. Gene Ontology annotation, biological process: translational elongation. The transcript has a single exon.